UUGUGGUUUACAGAAAACCAUGUUGUUUCGAUGGCAGCAGUUCAUCUCAAUGCGAAACGUAUUUGUUUACGUUUGACCGGGGAGAAGACAUGAUUUGGACCGCUGUUAGAAGGAACAGACUCCUUGUGUUAGUCAUCAUCGUUUUUUGUCCGCUGAUGUAUCAUUUUCUUCUGGAGAGAGAACGCUUACCCCAAAGAGUAGAGACUAAUGAAGUAGAUGAAGAAUUGAUAAAAAAAAUACAUACUCUAAGAGAAAGAUUACGUGAUGCAGAAUUUCAGAAUUCAGCCAGAUCUCAAGAACUUAUUUCACUAAAGGAACAGCUUACUAAAUUGGAGGCUGCAAGAAAUAAAAGAACUCGUAACAACUCUAUCACUCCUAGUAGCUUUGGGAAUUCAUCGAGGAUAUUUUUUGAUGGUCAGAAUGUGCUCCAGUUGCCAAGUAUUUAUAAUUUUAUGCCUCAUCUGAUGGAUUCUCCCGGCAGCUUAAAGCCUGCUUUGCAUGUAUCAAAGGACCGGCAAGGAGUGUCUCUAGUUUUUGGAAUUCCUACGAUAAAACGAGAGAGGACAUCCUACCUAUUGGAUACUCUUGUUUCAUUACUGGAUGCAAUGUCUCAAGAAGAUAAAGAUGACUGUGUUAUAGUCAUUUUUAUUGGCGAGACUGAUAUAGGAUUUAGUAAAGAUGUAGCUAAUGGUGUCAAGCAAAGGUGGAGAACAAAACAGAAUCUUGAUUUUUGCUACUUGAUGAUGUACUGCCAGAAAAAAGCAAGAUUUUAUGUUCAGCUGGAAGAUGAUAUUGUGGCCACACCCACUUUUGCUUCAACAAUCAAAACAUUUGCACUUCAACAAGAAACAAAUCAGUGGCUUAUUUUGGAGUUUUCAGCACUUGGAUUUAUAGGAAAGCUUUUCCGUACAAGUGACUUGAGCAUGGUGGUAGAGUUCUUUCUGAUGUUUCACAAAGACAAACCUGUUGACUGGCUGAUGGAUCACAUUUUGUGGGUCAAAGUCUGCAACCCAGAAAAAGAUCAACAACACUGUUCAAGAGAGAAGUCACACUUACGUAUCAGGUUCAAACCUUCUCUCUUUCAACAUGUUGGCAAAGAAUCAUCACUGAAAGGAAAGAAACAAAACUUAAUUGAUAAAGACUUCAAGAAAGCACCAUUGUUCCAAGCUCACUUAAACCCCAAGGCUGUGUCAAUUUCAUCAUUGGAACCGUACCAGGGAUACACCUUAGACCGUGCAUACAAAGGGCAGACAUUCUUCUGGGCUUAUCCGCCCCAGACUGAUGAUGUGAUGAGAUUUAAAUUUGAUCAAGAAAUCACAAUAGAAAAAACCUGGCAGGGAAGGCUCACCAGAGGCAAAAAAAAAUUUCCUGAAGUACGAGUUUCCAUUCUCUAGUUACAAAAGUGUUGGCACUUUCACACUUGCUGGUCUCGCAGAUGGCACAGUACCCCAAGAGAUUGGAAAGAUUGUGGAAAUGAGAAUACGUGUAUUGGGUCAUAACAGUUUGAACUGGAUAAUGUUAAGUGAGAUACACAUUGUUCCAAAAGGUGCCAGAUGACAAAGGUGAAGAUGCAUCUGUAGGGAUGGAUGUACAUGACACUUUAUUUUUGUCAUAAAUUUACCAGUUUAAAUUUUAAAAUUAUAUUUCAAAGAGGGUUUUUGAAAGCAAUAUGAGACUCCCAGAAUCUAAAGGGAGCUAUCACUCAAAAUAAAUUUCAAAGUUUCCAUAAAAGCAGCCAGAUGGCUCAGCAAAACAUUGGCGUUAUUAAUACAGCUAUGUGAAAUUUUUUUAAGUAUGGGUGCACCAAUGAAGCCUGUUUUGAAAGGUAAUUAGGUUGUAUUAUUUAUAUUGAGAGACUGAGAGUGUCUUUUCACUUAUCAGGGAAGGGAACAGGAGACAUACUGUAAGAUUCUUGAGUAAUAAGAAAAUAAUAAUUGUUGUUGUUUUGUUGGUAUUGUCAUCCAUGUGGCUGUCCUCUGAUAGAUCAUGCAUAAGAGCUAAUCAUGCUUAUUCAUAGUUUUGACAGGAUCAUAUUAAGUAACUGAGUGUGGUGAAGCAUCUGUCCUAUGCUUCUGUUUUUACUGGUUCUGACUCAUCCUUCGACUCCCACAUUGGUGAAAACCAGCUUUUAAGUAUCAGAGAUCCAAGAGUUCUCUGGCUAAAAUUUUGUGGUUGAAGCAAUCAUCCCUAAGAGCCUAAACUUGGAAAUGAUAUCAUACUGCCCUGGAAAAUUAAAGUUUUUCAUUUGGUACUGUUGCCAUUGGAUAGGGUUUUGCAAAUAUCUUUUCAUCAAUAAAUUCACUAAUUUGUUUCCUUAUUAUUAAUUUUGCUGCUAAAAAAAAGUAGGCAAAAGACUUUAAAAACAUUAUUGCGAGAUUUUGACUAUUGGAUUUUCUAUUGUUAGCUAGGUUGUGGUUAGGGUUUGCCCUGUUCAAUUUUCAUCUCUCAGUUUUUUUGUACCAUGUUUCACAAAGCUCUAAAGGGUGGUAAUGUCACAUUUUCACUUUUGUGUUACCAUGCAUUCAUGUGAAGUUUGUUUUACUGUAUUUUGUCUGACUUAAAUUGUUUCCACUAGUCAAAGAUGUUUUUUAGAUUGUAAAUGAAAUUUUUUUUGCAGAUUGUAGAUGAAGAUUUGUAGCUUAUUAAUGAUAUAGCAACCCUUCUCUAAUAGAGAAACUAGAAGUUUGUCAAAUUUAAUAUUAAUAUUUGAUAUUGUGCAUUGGAAAAUUGUUACUUUUUGCCAACUGAUUCCACAGAACUGUUCGAUUUAAAAAAAUGUUUUCAAAUUUAAACAUGCUCAGUACAUGUAUAACUUACAUUGCAACAUGUUAUUUUGGGUUGACAAAGUACAUACUAUUCUAUACAUACUAUUCUAUUUCAAAGUACAUACCUGACAAAGUACAUACUAUUCUAUAAAUAAACAGUAGAUUCCUAAUAGUUCCAACUUUUUUCCAACUUAAUAUCAAGCAACUUCCCAGCUUGUUCUUCCAUUGUCUCAAGCUGUAUUAAGGUUUCUUAUGUCAGUCAAGUCAGUAUGGGUUUUUAAUAGAUUUUUAAGUUGUGGUAAAAUGUGGUUGUACCAACUUUAUAUGUACCACUACAGUAGAUUUCUAGAAGUUUAGGCAGAGGCAGCGUAAAGUUAUGCUGGGUUUAGUCAAAAUAUUUCAUUAUUUGUUAUAAUAAAUAACAUAUCUCUCA
Messenger RNA from Stylophora pistillata, 3198 nucleotides. RefSeq names its product alpha-1,3-mannosyl-glycoprotein 4-beta-N-acetylglucosaminyltransferase A. Lineage: Eukaryota; Metazoa; Cnidaria; Anthozoa; Scleractinia; Pocilloporidae. The record is from RefSeq and is a predicted model, not a curated record. Gene Ontology annotation, biological process: protein N-linked glycosylation. Gene Ontology annotation, molecular function: acetylglucosaminyltransferase activity. Gene Ontology annotation, cellular component: Golgi stack; endoplasmic reticulum; endoplasmic reticulum-Golgi intermediate compartment.